Molecule: messenger RNA, 692 nt
Organism: Amaranthus tricolor (Joseph's coat)
Lineage: Eukaryota; Viridiplantae; Streptophyta; Magnoliopsida; Caryophyllales; Amaranthaceae
Exons: 1
Coding region: 104-574 (156 amino acids)
Source: RefSeq, a predicted model, not a curated record
ACAAUAAGCUUUUUAAUAAAAGCGUUUAUCAAAGUUUUUCCCUCUUGCUCUCACCUCUAAAAUUCACCCUCCUUCGUCUUUUUUACAACUUUAAUCGACGAUCAUGGGUGGCUGUGCAAGCAAACCUAAGGAGUUGGAUAUCAAUGAGAAUGCACCAGCACCUGUUGAGGCUGCUGCAGUUGAGUAUGUCGAAUCUGAAACAGUUGCACAGGAUAUAAAUGGAGGUGAAGAGACAAAUACAGGGAAACCUUUGGCAGAUUUUUCUGAACCCAUAGAAGAAACAAAUGAGACCAUAGAAUCAAAGCAGGAUCAAGAGAUCUCGAAGGUACCAGAAACCAAGGCUAAUGAGCAAGUCGACGUAGAGGAAAUGAUCGAGGAUGAGACUGUGGUUGAGCCUAAGCUUGAAGCUGUGGCUGUGGCUGAGGCUGAGGUUGAGCCCGAGUCUGAGGCUGCUCCAGCUGAGGAAAAUGUAGUCUCUGAGACAGAGACAAGUCCUGAGUUAGUACAAGAAUUAAAGGCAGUUGAGGGUGAAACCUCAGAAGAUAAAAGUGAUUCACCUCUCAUUACAAUGUAGUAGAUCAAUGUAUGAUUUGCGAUUUACUAAUUUUGCGUACAAACUUUUUUGUAAUUCGUACAUAAUGCGAUGAGAGUUUACAUCAAGCCUUAUCUAAACUAAUUUUUCAUUCUCAUUC